Paramecium pentaurelia is the source of this 945-nucleotide messenger RNA. NCBI's taxonomy places the organism in Eukaryota, Ciliophora, Oligohymenophorea, Peniculida, Parameciidae. The record is from the annotation of a GenBank genome assembly.
AAUGCUUGUUUCCAAAAAUUCAGACACUGAAAAUGAAAAUAACACAAACUCAUAAACACCAAGACACAACCUAUCAUUCAAUGCUAUAUAAAAAGAAGAUUGGGCUUAAAUUCUCGAAGAAAAAUCUAUAAAUGAUUUCAGGUAGAAGGAUCUAACUUUAGCCUUGUUUUAUUCAGCUUUUCUUAAUACAUCAGAGUAAUAUAACAAUAUAUACUUAGUCAUAUCAAUUUAAUGCAUGUAUUCUCUUAAUUAAAAGACUUUGAAAUGCCUAACCCUCAAGAACCCAGUGCUUAUUAUGCAGAAUUGAUUGAUAGGGAUGUUGGAAGAACUUAUUAAUAAAUUCCAUAUUUUAAAGUCAAAUAAAACUAAGACUAAUUAAGACAGCUCCUACUUAAUUAUGCAGAUUAUGAUCCAGAUGUUGGUUAUGCUUAAGGAAUGAACUUCAUUGCUGGAACUUUAGUUUAUUUUUAAGUUCCUUAACCAUAGAAAAUAUUUAAUGAAUUAAUCUAGAAUCAUAGAAACAAUUAUAUAUCUGGAACUCCAGGUUUAUUUGAAAAUUUAGCAAAACUGAAAUUUAAAUUAAAGACUUCCAUUCCAAAAUUAUUUAAGCAUCUUUAAGAAAUUGGACUAAAUGAUUUGGGUAUUUGUUUUAGUCCAUAUUAUUUAACUAUGAUGUUGUAAAAUACACCUUUUUAAUACUAAAUGCUCAUCUUAAAUAUUUAUUAACUUAUGGGUUAAAAAUAUAUUACUAAAUUGUUAAUUGCUAUGCUAAAGCUUUCUAAAAAUACUAUAAUGAAAUUAAAGGAUGUAGAAAAAGUUAACAAAUACAUAAGAACCGAAUUAGUAGUUAACUUUUUCUAAGAAAUCGAAAUUUGUAGAAAAGAAUAAAGACUUAUCUAACUACUAUUUAAUAUUGGAUUAAUAAAGCGUGUUAAUCAAUAUUGA